AUGAUUCCCCGCGUAGGCGCCCGUGGAGAAGACGAUGGCGGGGGUGUUGAUGUUGCGUGUUUGAGGGUUAGAGAGGAGACUUUACUCAUGGCGAACGUGUCGAAUUUUCGGGGGUACGGUUUUAGUGUCCACUCGGAGGUGGUGGUGGUGGUGGUGGUGUUUAUUAUAGGAGAAUGUAGGAAGAUGGUGGAUGAGCGGCCGUGGAUUCUCACGUCGCCGAACACGAAUAGAUUAAGCACUAGGCACAGUUUCGACCUUGGUGAAAUCUCUUUCCGAUGGAAACAGCAACGGACAUCACUUGAGCUACACUCUCGUGGUCUGCAGGUUUUUGCGGAAAAAGAAAGAGAAGAAAUUACGUACGUACAUCGCAACAAAACAGCAAGUAACAGCAAACACGACAAAAAUGUUGAAAACAGAGAUGAAUACUUAGAUUUGAAAGUAGUGCUAUUGACGUCGCAAGGUUUCGAUCAAAUGGAAAAUGCAAUAAUAUGCAAUUCUUACGAAAUAGAAGAAAUUUUUGUUAGCAAAUACAAAUGUAGUGUUCUUGAUGUCUUGAACGACCAAAUGGGAAAUGCAAUAAUUUGCCAAAUCGAUGAAAUCUUCUGUUGA
Molecule: messenger RNA, 609 nt
Organism: Striga asiatica
Lineage: Eukaryota; Viridiplantae; Streptophyta; Magnoliopsida; Lamiales; Orobanchaceae
Source: the annotation of a GenBank genome assembly